AUGGAAGAAGACCAGUCGGCACAGAGCAGAACAGAGUUGUAUUCGCGAUUGGAGAAGGUGCUGGGUGCUGGGUCCAGGUACAAAAUCCACCAUCUCUCGACGCGGCCGACCAAGUCAGACGCUCUGUUCGCUGCUGCCCCGGCUACGAGGCCUCAGCGCACCAAAUGCGAAUCGCACUUUCUCACUCUCGCUGUCGCUUCUCCUUCCUCCUCAACCAACUCGCAGACCCAAUCCGGCCAUGUCUUCGCCUUCGCCAUUGAAGUCCUCGUCUACACAACUUCUUCCCUGACGACGCUAUUCGUCUCCAAGGCCGACUCGACUGGUUAUCUAUCCUCGUCGCCUACAAAAUCAUCCCUGUCGCCUAUCCGUCCACUUACUUCGACUUUUAUAACAUGGCUCGCUGAGUCCAGACAAAGACCCGGCAUACCGCUUGUCGUUUCGCUCUUCGCCAGAGCCCAAGAUCAGUACCUCUUUCCUGGCAGUGUUGAUCACGGCGCAAAGCAUGUCUUGGAUGACCGCCAACUUGUCAAGUGGUGGUGCAAGACCCUCGAUCCUGUCCUGAGACAUGACACUGCCGAUCAAGCUUACACCACUCGCGCCCAUGUCAUUGUACCCGGCUUCGAUUCAUACGAGACCACUCAAUUCUUCCCUCCUUCGUACCGCUCCGAUCCACCCGACAAUCGCAAAUGGCGACACGGCCAUCCGCUUCUCGACAUCGCCCCUUACCCCUCCGCACCGCCCCGCUGUCUCGUACCACACUUUCCUGACGACCCCAAAGCACGCUACCUCGACGAACUCGACGCCGAAAUACCCGAUUCGCAACCUUCCCAAUCCUGGUUUUCGCCAUCUAAGAAAGGCAACGGCAUGUGGAAGAGCAUAAGGACUUUGGAUCAGUUUUGGGAUACAAUGGCUUUUAGACAAGAGUGUUCUUCUGGACGCAUGGUCGGUUUUAUCUGGCUAGUCUUCACACCGACACAGCCCACCAUCCAGUCGUUAGAAGACUCUGUCACAAAUCUCACUCCAGCGACUUCGUUCAAUGCAGACGAUUUGCUUGGAGCAGACCAGAUCUUCUCAAGCCAGGAGAGCCUAGGCCAAGCUGCUGAGGUCAAAAAGUCGAGUCCGCGAAAGAGUGCGAGGAGGAAGAAACUGACAGGUCCAAUCAUACCUCGACAACCCAAGAUCAAAUCGACUUCUUCGAAUUUGUCGUCGAAGUCGUUCAAGGCAGCUAGUAAGGAGUGGCCAGAGAGGGGCCGUGGUCAGAUCUUGUUAGAUCAUGCAUCUUACACCAGAGUGCAUGAUUUGCUAUUACGGCUCGACUUCCAGGACAUUGGUGCUGCGACGAGUAGUACGCGGAAAUGGCUCGGCGAAGUCACCGCAAUCACAACUCCUACUUCAGACUGGGGUAAAGAAGUAGUCGGCGCGCAUGAAAUCGCAGAAAAGAAGUCUAUCGCUGAAGGAGCGCUACCAUCAGUACCUGGUCAAGUCAACGAUUUGUCUAGCAUGUUGGUUCGCAAGAAGAGAAAGAACGCUGAUGAUGGGGCCCAAGCACCGGCCCCUGCAGAAGCACCAGCGGUCAAUGUCCUGGGUGCUAACAUGAUUCGCAAAAAGCCAAAGGUCAACAAGCCAUGA
Aureobasidium melanogenum CBS 110374 is the source of this 1629-nucleotide messenger RNA. RefSeq lists its product as uncharacterized. Gene Ontology annotation, biological process: DNA damage response. Bases 1 to 1629 code for a protein of 542 amino acids. Gene Ontology annotation, molecular function: histone H3K56 acetyltransferase activity. The record is from RefSeq and is a predicted model, not a curated record. Gene Ontology annotation, cellular component: nucleus. NCBI's taxonomy places the organism in Eukaryota, Fungi, Ascomycota, Dothideomycetes, Dothideales, Saccotheciaceae. The transcript has a single exon.